Nematolebias whitei (Rio pearlfish) is the source of this 1686-nucleotide messenger RNA. RefSeq names its product THUMP domain containing 2 (gene thumpd2). The record is from RefSeq and is a predicted model, not a curated record. Lineage: Eukaryota; Metazoa; Chordata; Actinopteri; Cyprinodontiformes; Rivulidae. The transcript has 11 exons. Gene Ontology annotation, biological process: tRNA methylation. Gene Ontology annotation, molecular function: tRNA (guanine) methyltransferase activity; RNA binding. Bases 1 to 1686 code for a protein of 561 amino acids.
AUGUCUGAAACAGGAGGUAAUGACAGUGCUGUUCGUUAUUUCUGCACCGCUGGGAGCGGAAUGGAGCUGUUUUUAGUGGACGAAGUGAAAAGGAAGUUGGCGGCUAAAGACGUAUGUCAGAUUCCAGGCAAGGUGUUGUUCAACUCCUCUGCCUCAAUUGACAGAGUCAGUAGCCUGAAAGCUGCAGAAAGGCUCUUUCUGCUGUUGAAGGAAGACUCACCUUUGAGACUGUCUUCUUACUAUAGUCCAGCAAAGGCUUCUUCUUUGCUGCAAUCCAGGUUGCUGGGGGACAAGAAUCAGUGGAGCAGUGCUGUAAUGACAUGGAGCCGCCUGCAGGGGGAACUGGCAGCCAGCAGAAAUGCUGAUAAAACACCAAGAACUGCCUUGAGGGAGAAAGUGAAGAAAGAGGGCAGUGGGAGCGAGGAUCAGAAUAAAGAGGAGGGAAAGUGCUUUCUGGAGUCUAGGAAGCGUACACGAGAACUGACAGAGGAGGAGAGUGAGAAUAAGAGGCUGAGAAGUGACGAGCAAAAUGGAUCACAGACUCUGAAAGGGGAAAGAGAGGAGGAUAAUAACAGAGAGGCAGGAGAAGAGGGACUUCAGGACGUAAGUGUUGUAAAUAAUCUACUAGUUGUAGAUAUUGAGAGUAGUAGAGAGAAAGAUGGAGAGCAAAAUGAAUCGGACUUUAAAGGCGUUAGAGCGGAUCACACAACAACAGGCCUGGAACAUACUGUGGAAAACAGGACAACAAAUCACCUGGGAGUAGAUAUAAAAUCUAAAUAUUUGGAAAAUGUUUCUUUCAGGAUUAACUGCAAGCGCAGUGGUUCACUUUCCAAGUGCCUCAGUGCACAGGAGGUAAGCAAAAUAAUGGGUGCAGGUUUAAGCAGACUACUGGGGUGGAAGGCUGAGCUCAAGAAUCCUCAGUUGGAGAUAAAUGUCAAUUUGAGUGAUGACUACUGCCUGCUGGGGAUCCCAUUGACCAGGGUUCCUCUGGCUAACCGCAGUUACAUUAAAACCCCAGGUCUGAGGUCUACAAUAGCCUGGGCCAUGGCCUCGUUAGCUCAGAUACAACCAGGCUUCAGUGUAGUCGAUCCAAUGUGUGGAAUGGGAACCAUCUUAAUUGAAGCUGCGCAAGAACACAAGGCUGCCUGCUUCCUGGGUGUGGACAUUGAUGAUGGACAGCUGCAGAAAGCCAGUGAGAACAUAGUGUUUGCAGAGCUGGGGGGCAGAGUGCACCUGCUGAAAGCUUCAUCUAUGGUCCUGCCUCUGCCUAGCUCCAGUGUAGAUGCUGUCAUCUGUGACCUGCCAUUUGGCAGAAAGUUUGGUUCAAAAACAAACAUGGCUGCUGAUCUUCCCCUCAUCCUCAGUGAGAUGGAGAGAGUCCUUCGACUUGGUGGCAUCCUGGUUGUUCUCCUGAGUCCUCAGUUGUCUUCUGUCCUGAAAAAAAUUGUCAUCCAAAAACACACGGAGCCAACGUCUAACGAGGAAGCAAAGCCUCAAACUGGGACACAAAACUGCCGUGUUCGUUCCUCAGAGCAGCAGACUCUCCACCAUCACUUAGAUGUCACAUCCUCACCUACACAGGAAGGAGACUUUCACUUGUCGUCUCUGAAGCACCAAACGACUGUCAGAGUCAGCUUAGGAGCAAUAGAUGGACUUAUCCAUAAAUAUGUGAAAACACCGUUUUGA